Rotaria socialis is the source of this 3513-nucleotide messenger RNA. Lineage: Eukaryota; Metazoa; Rotifera; Eurotatoria; Philodinida; Philodinidae. The record is from the annotation of a GenBank genome assembly.
AUGUACAAAAACGUGCAAGUCAAUCAUUAUAACAACGCUACUAGUACAACAGCUACUGCUCCAACAUUUUCUUCUUCUUCUUCCUUUCCAUUCGAAACAAACCAAACGUCUACUAGUUUGCCUGUACAAAUAACUAGUGCGUCGUCGUCUUCUUUUUCUUCUUCAACGCCCAUUACACGUCUUCCUUCUUUACCUAAUAGUAACAUCGGUGUCAGUAAAGUUGGUGACGGCGGCAUUUCGCUGCCUGUCUCGUUUAGUUCUACAAAGGAAAACAUGUCACUAUCACAAACAGCAAAAUUAAAAUCGGAUGUAGAUCAACUCGACGAUCUCGUUAAAGAUUUACUCAUUGAAGUAAAUCGUCCGAUUGGUACAUCCACAAAUAAUCGUAUUAGUAAUAAUACUAAUACUAAUAAUAAAUAUUCAACAUCAUCUUCGUCGCAUUCAUAUCAGCAUCGUUCGAAUAAUGAUCAUAAUGAAAUAUUAAAUGCAAAGUUACCAUCAUCUAUUCGAGCUUCAUCCUAUACCCAAGCAUCGACGUUAAAUAACCAAAAACGCAAUGAUUUUGAUGCUAAUACUGUUAGCGGUCUUAUCGAUGGCUCAUCUCUAUCAUCGAGUGGUGCACAACGUGAAGAACAACGCAUAAAAACUACACGCGAAGAACGUAUACGUGUAAAACGCAGUGGUGGUGGUGGCGGUGGUGGUAUCAGUGAUACUUCAGAUAUACCGAUCACUAAUUCAACAAUGAAAACAACAACGACUACAACAACAACAAAUAAACCAUCACAAACAGCAGCAUCAAGAGAUCAAUUAUCGAUUGAUGAACAACUUAUUGAUUCAUUAUUAGAAAGUGUUCAAAAUACUCUAAGAAAACGUUCACAACAACAAACACAGCAAACCGUGUGGACAGCAGACAUACCAGUACAUCAACAACCACCACCAACAACAAGUAAUCGGCGAACGUACAGUUCAAGUGCUGCUUACACAGAUUCGGUCCAUCGAAUGGAUCCAAAUCGUGGACGAUAUCCAAUAAAACUUGUACGAACCGACAGCCCAACAAGUACAUUGUCGUCAAGGAGACCCUACAGUAGACAAGACAAUCGAGAUGGUUACACAACAACAGUCACAUCAACAUCAACUUCAGCCAUUCCGACACAUUUUCGUGCAUCAUCCGAACCAGCACCAGAUGGACCCAUUGAAUUACGUCGUAUGGAUUUAGUUCGUUCACCUUCACGUACAUAUAUUGAUGGACAACCAACUGAAUGCUAUAAUUAUUCACGUUCAACAUUACCAGCAAAUGGUAUACGUGUACGUGGUCAUGAUUAUUCAGGAUACGAAACCGAUACAGGUCUUGUCACAUCUCGUGGUUAUGGUCCGAGAUAUUACGGUGGUCCUCCUCCACCACCAUUACAUGUACCUCCAGCUAUGCCUUAUCCAUAUUAUCCUGCUGGAGUAGCAGCAGCACCACAUUUACUUCGAGAGCGUCAUCAUGAAACUUAUUCAGCAACUAGUUCUGGUGGAGGUCAUCGUACGAUGUUACGACCCGAUGGAUAUGAUACAGAUUCAGGUUUAAUUAGUAGUGGUCGAUUACGUAUGACACGUACAUUACCACCACGUAUGGCAGUUAUACCUGAAACGUUAGUUGUUAAUAAUCGAAUGGUAUCAUCAUCAAAUCUAAAUAAUGUACCAACAAAUUUACGUGGCAGUUCAUUUCUUAACGAAUCAAACACAAAUACAUUACGUAGUCGAGCAGAUAAUUUAACUGGCUAUGAAACCGAUUCAGGUAUGCGUAUCCGGCAACAAAAUUAUUCUCGUCAUCAAGUACCUAUUGAUAUUCAAUAUGGUGAUAGUGGAUGGGUUGGUAAACAAUCAAUGGCAAGACCGACAUCACAACAACAACAACAACAACAACAGCAACAACGAUUUAUCGAUAAUAAUCAACGCUAUCGUUCACAAGAUCAAUUACGUUCAACAUCGAUACCUGUUGUUACACAAGAUUCAUCAGCAACAAUAACACGUUUACCGGGACAACAUAUAACACUAACUAAUAGAGCACAACAAAAAAGGACGUUGACUACAUUACCGUCAUCAUCAACGACAACAACAACAACAACAACAACAACAACAAAAGCUAACGAAAACAUGGAAACUAUGAGAAAACAUAUUUCAAUCCUACCGAACUUUUUUCCGGGUUCAGUUGGUUUAUCGAAUCCACCGAGUACUAAUAAACAACAAAUACCAGCAUCACCAGAAUUGAAAAGAAAAUUUUCUGAUGAUAAUACAGUUCAAAUGCCAUCGAGAGUGCAAUGUAGUGUGAUCGAAACUACGAUAUUACCUGUUUCGAAUGAAUCGAAUGCAGAAAAACCACAAGUAUUUUCGACUACAGCAGAGAUUAUACCUACUGUAAAUUCUGAUCGCUUUGAACAUCAAACAACAAGUAAAACACCGGCAACACCUACUUUUCCAGUAACCAAUCAAACUUAUAAUCAAAAUAUUCAACCACGUGUCGGCAAUAGUUCUUUUCGAAAUCAAGAAGAAAAUUCACGCCGUUCAAGCGUUUCAUCCGCUACAGAAUCCGAUGUAAAUCGUAAUGGUGCUUAUCAAGCCCAUCAUGUCAGUCAAUAUUGGUAUAAAGAAAAAAUGUCGCGUGAAGAUGCAAUUAAUCUACUUAAAACAAAACCACCUGGAACAUUUCUUGUUCGAGAUAGUCAAGGUUUUCCUGGCUCAUAUGGUCUUGCAAUUAAAGUUGAAACAUUACCACCGGGUAUUCAAGCGAAACAAGGAGCUGAUCCCAAUGCUGAACUUGUUCGACAUUAUCUUAUUGAACGGACAUCAACUGGACAUGUUCGUUUGAAAGGAUGUCCAAAUGAGCCUGACUUCGCCAAUCUAUCAGUUUUAGUCUAUCAACAUUCAAUAACUCCACUUGCCUUACCAAUAAAAUUAGUUUUACCGACUUUUGAUAUAACUGAAGACUAUCGGUCUGUAUCAAAUCAACAGCAACAACAACAACAACAACAACAACAUGAAACAUUGAAAAAAAUGUCUGUAAAAGAUUUACUUGAAAAAGGAGCUGCUUGUAACGUUGUUUAUUUAAAUAAUGUUGAUGUUGAAUCCUUAUCUGGUCAAAUGGCCGUCAAUAAAGCAUUACGUGCUACAUUUGAAAAUUUCGAUCGUCUACAAGCAACUAUUGUUCAUUUUAAAGUUUCAAAUACUGGUAUCACAUUAACCGAUACAAAGAAAAAAUUAUUUUCUCGACGUCAUUUUCCUAAAGAAUAUGUCACAUAUUGUGGUGUUGAUUAUGAAACUGAUCGUUAUUGGAUAUAUCAAUUUCCAGAUUUAGAAAUGUUACCUAAAGCAAAAUGUUUUGGUUUUGUUUCGAAAAAAAUCAAUGGAAAUAAUCGAUCGAAUCAACCCGAAAAUGAAUGUCAUAUAUUUGCUGAAAUCGAUCGAACACAACCGUCAACAGCUAUUGUUAAUUUUGUAUCGAAAGUUAUGAUUGGAAGCGUGCCUGUUUAA